Molecule: messenger RNA, 1914 nt
Organism: Pseudomassariella vexata
Lineage: Eukaryota; Fungi; Ascomycota; Sordariomycetes; Amphisphaeriales; Pseudomassariaceae
Product: heme peroxidase
Exons: 4
Biological process (GO): response to oxidative stress
Molecular function (GO): peroxidase activity; heme binding
Source: RefSeq, a predicted model, not a curated record
AUGCGGUUGGCCUACUGGAUCUCUUCCCCGGACGAUGAUACUUUAGUGGGCGAACUUUCGUUACUCACACUCAGCGAUAUCAAUACCCUCCAAGACUUUAUGUCUGCCGAAGUCAAUGGUGAGCAUAAUGACUCCCAUAUGCUGGUAGAGCAUCUCAUUCAGGUGCUUUGCAAACUACCUCAAACCUCACCGCGUCGGAAGCAACUCACUGAUACCUUCAUUCGCACCAUUUGGAAUGGGCUGCCGCACCCUCCCCCGAGAACUUUCACCUAUUUGUCUUCUUACAGAGAGCCUACCUUGGAUAUCCGGUCGUCCUAUGGAGUAGGGUCGGCGGGCUCGCAGUACUCGCGGAUGGUACCUGUCGGUAUACGCCAGGGGGGGUUACCUGACCCAGGUCUCAUCUUUGACCUCCUCAUGGCCAGGGACGGAAGGAAAAGAGACCACCCGAGUAAAAUCUCUAGCAUGCUCCUUUACUUGGCCUUCAUCAUCAAAGACGACCUCUUUCAGACUAAACCGCAAGAUCCAAAUGUCAACAUGACGUCUUCAUACCUCGACCUAUCGCCCUUAUAUGGAAGAAACGCCACUGAGCAAAUAGCCAUGAGACAGUUCAAAGAAGGUCUCUUGAAAUUAGACUGCUUCUCAUCUAAAGAGGUGUUGUUACUUCCACCAGGCGUUGGUGUGUUUCUGGUCAUGUUCAAUCGGUUUCACAAUUACGUUGCCACGCAGCUAGCCGCCAUCAACGAAACAGGUCGCUUUACUGCCAAACCCGCAUUAAAUAAUGCCCUAGAUCCGACUGCUGCCGAAGUAAAACGGGACGAAGACCUGUUUCAGACAGCUCGACUUAUCACCUGCGGACUCUACGUGAACAUUAUUCUCAAAGACUACAUCCGCACCUCCUUGAACCUCAAUAGCACCGACUCAUCCUGGGCGCCUGAUCCUCGCAUAAGGGAGAAUAAGAACCUGUUCAGCCCACCCAUACCGCACAGCACUGGCAAUAAUGUUAGCCUGGAGUCCAGCCUCAUCCACCAUUGGCACAGCUGCCUCUCAAAUCGAAAUGCGAAGUGGAUAACUGGAACACUGAGAGGUCUGCUGAAUGGCAUACAUCCAGCAGAUGCUAGUAUUGACGAAACUGUGGAUGCGAUGCGUUCUUUCAGUGCAAACAUAACCGAUGCGCCCGAAAAACGGACGUUCGGGACUUUCAAAAGACUACCUGAUGGCAAAUUUUCAGACGAUGGGCUCGUGGAGGAACUUAAUUCCUCGAUCGAAGAUGUAGCGGGCGCAUUCGGUGCAAAUCGAGUCCCCUCCUCCCUUCGCGCUACGGAGAUCCUCGGAAUCAUGCAGGCUCGCCAGUGGCACGUCGCAACACUGAACGAGUACCGGGCCUUCGUUGGCUUGAGUCAGCAUGAGACGUUCGAGGACAUUAACCCUGAUCCAAAGGUGGCUGAUAACCUUCGUGCAUUGUACCGCCAUCCAGAUCAGGUGGAGUUGUAUCCCGGCGUGGUGGUUGAGAAGACCAAACCUGUCAUGGCCCCGGGGAGUGGACUGUCUGCUGGGUUUACAGCCAGUCGAGCCAUACUGUGUGAUGUGGUUUCCUUAGUCAGAGGGGAUGGGUUUUAUAUGGAUGGUUGGAAUCAUGCUAAUGUGACAAGCUGGGGGUUCAAUGAAGUCACUUCUGACGACGAAGUAAACCACGGGUGCGUUAUGCACAAACUAAUUCUCCGGGCAUUCCCGAAACAUUUCGAACCAAACAGUAUUUAUGCACAUUUUCCCUUCGUGGUUCCAGAGGAGAACCGCAAUAUUCUCGCCCAACUUGACAAGGAUGUCAAUUACUCCUUCAACCCCCCGAAACGACAGCCAGAGACAGUCGUGGUCAACUCAGCCCCAAAGGCUCAGGGGCUUCUGACAACGGCGAUU